Molecule: messenger RNA, 1799 nt
Organism: Micropterus salmoides (largemouth bass)
Lineage: Eukaryota; Metazoa; Chordata; Actinopteri; Centrarchiformes; Centrarchidae
Product: B1 bradykinin receptor-like
Exons: 1
Coding region: 112-1221 (369 amino acids)
Biological process (GO): G protein-coupled receptor signaling pathway; inflammatory response; immune response
Cellular component (GO): membrane
Molecular function (GO): bradykinin receptor activity
Source: RefSeq, a predicted model, not a curated record
UUUACAUAUUCAGUUAUGCUGUCUGACGCCUCAUGCAUUUUAAAUAAAAUAAUUUUACUUUAACAGCAUUUUACUGAUGAGGUUUUAUCAUUUGUUUUUGUUUCCUAGCCCAUGGAGCAAAUGAACCUUGUAUCUGUGGCAACACUGUGGUCUGAAAACACCAGUGCGUCUCUGCCAUCCGGUUCAUCAGAGUCUCCGAUCUCUGAAGAAUGGGAGAUGAUCCAUGCAAUCAUCCCUCCGUACAUCUUCACCUUAACCCUGCUAGGCCUCGUUUUUAAUAGCUUUGUCCUGGUGGUGUUCCUCACCCACAGGGAUCGACUGACUGUAGCUGAGAUUUACCUGAGCAACCUGGUCCUGGCUGACUUUAUUCUCCUGUGUGGCCUCCCCUUCUGGGCGAUGAACAUCCUCAAUCACUUUAACUGGCCCUACGGAGAUGCCUUAUGCAAAAUGGUCAACUCUGUCAUCAUUAUCAAUUUUUACACCAGCGUCUACACUCUGGUCAUGAUUAGUGUUGACCGCUACCUGGUAGUUGUGAAGACCAUGAAGGCCAGGUUGCUGAGACGGACACUUUAUGCCAGGGUGAUCUGCUUCAUCCUGUGGAUGUUAGGCCUUAUACUGAGCACGCCCACCAUGGUUCACAGAAAGGUGAAGUUCAUCGAGGAGUUCAAGACCAUGUCCUGUAUAUUGGAUUACAAUCAUAACAGCGCUUGGAAGUUGGCCCAUCAGAUUCUGAUGAACAUAGUGGGCUUUGUACUCCCUGUUCUGGUCAUUGUUUACAGCAGUGUGAACAUAAUCAAGGCUUUAGCUCAGAGGAGGGAGAGUGUAGGUUUCCAUGACAAUAAUGACACAAAGGCCACAGUACUUGUGUAUGCCGUCACACUAUUAUUCUUACUGUGUUGGGGUCCGUUUCAGGUGUUCACUUUCCUUGACACACUGUGUGAUGUCCAAGUGUUGAAUGAGAUGCUGUGGUCCCACAUUCUCGACAUAGGGGGGCAGGUUUCAGUGUAUCUUGCCUUUCUCAACAGUGUCCUGAACCCACUGCUGUAUGUCUUCUCAGGGCAGUACUUUAGGAGGAAAGUUAGCGCCAUCUAUAGGAGGACCAGACAUUAUCGCAGAGGAUCAGAUAUGACCACAAAUCAAUGCUCGGUUGCAUCCACUUACAUUAACAGAACAGAGCAAAUUAAGAUUGUGGUGAUUCUUAAUGCAAAGGAUCUGAUGUGACUCUUCAUAACAUCCUGUCCCCCACUUCUGUUACUGCUUAUGGAAAAAGAGAUGUAAUAUACAGGAUAUGAGUCUCAAAUUGUUAUUUCAUGAGACUUAACACAAUAAUAAUGCUGUUAUAUGGUUAAACAGCACUAUCAGAUGAUGUGUAAUAAUGCGCUUUGCAGAAAUAAUUGACCUGUGGAGAUAAUGGACAUAAUCUGUAGAAGAAAUGGAAGCAGAUUUUAUGGCCCACAAAAGACAAUAAUUGUCUUGAUCUGCAGAUACGCACUAGGCAUCUGAAUCUGUCUCUUUGAACUGUAACAUAGCUAUACUGUUACUGGACUUGAUGUGAUGUUUUAAAACCAUCCAUUUCUGAAAUGCUAACUAGUUCAAUUGUUUCUCUUAACUCUUUAAAGAAGUUUAUACUCUGCAAGCUAUCAUGAGAAAAUGACCACCUAUGUCCAUGUAUUUACAUUUACAUUCAGUAUUCUGAUUUAGAGUAUAUCUUGGCAUGUAAACAAAGAUUUGUUUAAUACUGACACUGUUUGCUAGUUUCUCUUUAGUCUGGACAGUCAUUACUUAAUCUACUUUUGUGU